Bufo gargarizans (Asiatic toad) is the source of this 4076-nucleotide messenger RNA. Its product is annotated as ALK tyrosine kinase receptor-like. Gene Ontology annotation, cellular component: membrane; signaling receptor complex. Gene Ontology annotation, biological process: protein phosphorylation; regulation of cell population proliferation; regulation of neuron differentiation. Bases 1 to 3894 code for a protein of 1297 amino acids. Lineage: Eukaryota; Metazoa; Chordata; Amphibia; Anura; Bufonidae. Gene Ontology annotation, molecular function: protein binding; ATP binding; transmembrane receptor protein tyrosine kinase activity. The transcript is spliced from 27 exons. The record is from RefSeq and is a predicted model, not a curated record.
AUGUUCCCAGGAAAUUUCUUGUUCUUCACAUCCUUUGGAGGUCAAAGUCCCACAGUGGUCAGUCCAUGGCUGAGGAGCAACAACCCAAACUGCAAAGUGGAGAUGGCCGUUUUCCUCCAGAGAACCGGGAAAUAUUCUCUACGUCUUCAUCCAGACAACGUGGUGAUUUACUCCAUGGAGGCGCCAAGGAUACAGGAGAAAAGCCAAUGGGUGACCAUUGGAGGAGCCGUUGGAUACAGGAUGAAGCCUUUCCGUAUUUCUGUGGAUUACGUGGAUGAGAGGGGCCCGAGCGUGGCCGCUGUGGACUCCUUCACCAUGAGAAACUGCACUAGAGGGAACCCUCCUGGAGUUAAAAUGACUCUGGACGGAUCUUUUCACUGUCGAAGUGGGAUGGAAAUUAAACUGUCUCAGGUCUGCAAUUUCAUCCCUGACUGUGAAGAACGGGAGGACGAGGGUGAUCUGUGUCGAAACCUACCUCCGGGCUUUUAUUGCAUGUUUGAAGACGGCAGCUGCGGGUGGGCAUUGGACCCCAAAACAUCUGACUGGAGGAUUAGCGCCCUGGAAGGCUCCGGAGAUGACUCAGUGCUGAUCCUAAAUACGAGGGAAUCUACAGCUUCCCAGAGCUCCACAAUGACCAACGUUCUGUACCCCUCACCUCUGAAGAACUCCACCUGUGAGCUCCGAAUGUCCUUCCUUCUGGUCGGCUUCUUGUUAGGAGAUGUAUCUGUGCGGCUUCGCGAUAACAGAACCGGCAGAGUCAAGACGCGGACACUUUGGCACUUUGCUAAUGGGGAGGGUCUCGGGGUUUGGCAGCAUUUGGUGCUGUCUCUUCAGGGUGUACUGGAGAGGUUUUGGCUGGAGAUCCACGCGUCCUGGUCCAAGGAAUCAGACUCCAUCAUAGCGUUUGACAACAUAUCUCUGAGCCUGGGCUGUUACCUAACAAGUAACGGGGAGGCGGCCACGCAGACGGUGUCGUACCUCUCAAGUAAUCUUCUGAUGGAGAGCAGCAGCCAGAAGAAAAACGGAACUGGAUGGCCGCACCUAGAGGAAGACUAUAUCCCUACUAUCCAGUCAGCAAAAACAGGUUACUGGUUCUUUACCACGUGCGGUGCCAGCGGCCCCCAUGGACCCAGUCAGAAGCUUUGUGACGAAGCCUAUGAAAACUUCAGCGUGAUUGUGGGAACGGGGAACCUAAAAGGCGUGCAGAUCUGGCGCGUGCCGGAGACCAACAGAUACAGGAUCUCUGGUUAUGGAGCAGCCGGUGGGAUUGGGGUAAAAACCCCUUCUAGGGCGCACGGGACGGCGCUGGUCGGGGUGUUCGAGUUACAGAAGGACGACAUCUUGUACAUACUGGUCGGUCAGCAAGGUGAAGACGCCUGCCCCAGAACCGACCCCGUCCUGAAGAUGGUGUGCAUGGGCGAAAGUAACCAGAUCGAGGAAGAAAUCAGAAUCAAUGGGAGUGUUAGCGAAUGGGCCGGCGGAGGAGGAGGAGGCGGAGGGGCCACUUAUAUUUUCAAGAUGGAGAACGGAAAAUACAUCCCGCUGCUGAUCGCCGCAGGGGGAGGAGGGAGAGCGUACCGGGCGAAAGCCAACAUCAUUCACCCAGAGAGGCUGGAGAGUAACUCCACCAUGCCAGGGGUCAAUGGAAAAUCGGGGGCAGCGGGAGGUGGAGGCGGCUGGAGCGAUCGCACAUCAGUUCCAUGGGCAGGAAAAUCCCUCUUGGAUGGUGGAACUGGAGGGGAAUCUUGUCCACAGGCCAUUACGAAGUGGGGGUGGGAAACAAGAGGGGGUUUCGGAGGCGGCGGAGGCGGGUGCUCCUCAGGUGGAGGAGGUGGAGGAUAUAUGGGAGGUAAUGCAGCAGAAGACAAGAGCCCCGAUGCGGACGGCUGGGAUGGGGUGUCCUACAUCAGCCCUCUGGGAGUUUUGUAUACCCCACCCCUUAAAGUGACUGAAAGCCAUGGAGAAGUGGAGAUAAAACUCAACCUGAACUGCAGCCACUGCGAAAUGGAUGAAUGCUACCUAGACGCGGACUCUGAGGAGCUGACCUGCCACUGCGAGCUGGGACGGGUGCUGGCCGACGACGGGGUGUCCUGUAUCGACGAUCAGAUCCAGCCGGCGCAGGAGACGCAUCUCCCUCUGUCCUUGGUCUUAUCCAUUGUGACAUCGGGGCUCGUGGCCGCCCUCAUUCUGGCCUUCUCCGGGAUAAUGAUUGUUUAUCGGAGGAAGCACCAAGAGCUCCAGGCCAUACAGAUGGAGCUACAAAGCCCAGACUACAAGCUCAGCAAAGUCCGGACGUCCACCAUCAUGACGGACUACAACCCCAACUAUUGCUUCGCCGGCAAGGUCACAUCCAUAGGAGACCUAAAGGAGGUGCCCAGGAAGAACAUCUCCCUGAUUAGAGGUCUGGGUCACGGUGCAUUUGGAGAAGUUUAUGAAGGUCAAGUAUUGUCUGGUCCUAAUGAGCCGCCCCUGAAGGUCGCUGUGAAGACUCUCCCGGAGGUUUGCUCUGAGCAGGAUGAACUGGACUUUCUGAUGGAGGCACUGAUUAUCAGUAAAUUCAACCACCAGAACAUCGUGCGAUGCAUCGGAGUGAGUUUACAGGCCUUGCCCCGCUUUAUUCUGCUGGAACUUAUGGCUGGUGGAGAUCUGAAGUCUUUUCUCAGACAGACGCGACCAAGACUGAACCAGCCCUCGUCCCUUACCAUGCUGGACCUACUCAACGUGGCUCGUGAUAUAGCCAAUGGUUGCCAGUAUCUGGAGGAGAACCACUUUAUCCACAGAGACAUCGCCGCGAGGAACUGUCUGCUCACCUGUCAAGGACCUGGCAGAGUUGCAAAAAUUGGGGAUUUUGGGAUGGCUCGUGAUAUAUACAGGGCCAGUUAUUACAGAAAAGGAGGGUGCGCUAUGCUGCCGGUAAAGUGGAUGCCACCUGAGGCUUUCAUGGAGGGGAUUUUUACAUCUAAGACAGACACGUGGUCCUUUGGGGUCCUCCUCUGGGAGAUCUUCUCUUUGGGCUACAUGCCGUACCCCAGUAAAAGUAAUCAGGAAGUGCUGGAGUUUGUCACCAGCGGAGGGAGGAUGGAUCCCCCCAAAAACUGCCCCGGACCCGUGUACCGAAUAAUGACACAAUGUUGGCAACACCAACCCGAGGACCGGCCGCACUUUUCCAUGAUAUUGGAGAGAAUUGACUACUGCACACAGGAUCCAGAUGUCAUUAAUACAUCGCUGCCUGUAGAAUAUGGGCCACUCGUUGAAGAGGAGGAAAAGGUGCCUACUCGCCCAGAAGAUCCUGAUGUGAUCCCACCCCUCUUAGUGACACCAGAGAAGACAGGAAGGGAAGAAAGACAUGGACUACAGUCUCCACCUCCUGUGCCAACAGUUCGAAAGGUGCCCAAUAAAAUCCACGCUGAACCACAGUGUCGCCCAGAUCCCAGGCAGGUUCCAGAAGGAGGACACGAGAACCAGGUAUUUGCUCAAGCCAAUCAACCUGCAGAGCUACACAGCAGUAGAGGAUCUAGAAACAAACCUACCAAUCUUUGGAAUCCUACCUAUGGUUCAUGGUUCACUGGAAAAACGGUAGACACAAACAUUUCCCCUCCAGAUAAGCCAGUUCCAGAGAGAGAGAAUAUAGUUAAUGAGGGAAGUUGUCCGGCUGCCCCCAGGAUUACUGCCGGUAGACUCCCAGGCUCCUCCGUUCUUCUAGAACCAUCCACACUGACUUCUAACGUUCAGGAAGUGCCUCUGUUUCGCCUGCGUCACUUUCCAUGUGGCAAAGUGAAUUAUGGAUAUCAACAGCAGGGCCUACCUGUAGAAACACCAGUGCCCCCGUGUCCCACUAAACACAAAGACUUUAUCCCUAGGAGCAAGAGUAAUCCAGGUCAGGAGAACGUCUAAUGCCACCUCCUACUGGCGAGAACUUGGGUUAUGAACAAACUUAUCAGAAGAAACACCAAUAUGAGUUUUCUAAUAUGUGCCAAACAUCUCAUUGUCAUUCCAUGAUACGACAAAAUGCCACCACUGAUCACCAAAGUCAUGAUUACCUUGCAGAUGUCAAUUCAUUAAGAUGAGGACCACUC